AUGCAUGAGAUUGAAGGGCUAUUGUCGAGUAGAAGUAUUGACGUCUGCUUAAUACAAGAGCCAGCCACCGACUGUAAAGGGAUCUAUCUGUUCGACAGACGUCCGUACAGGGUAGUAGCGAGCGGGGUCGGGCCUAAAGCCGCCAUCGUCGUCGCUAACCCCGCAGUCGGCAUCCUGACUUUGCAGCAUCUCAGUACCCCCCAUAUUUCCGUAGCCGUGUUCACUGUUGGAAAUCGCCGCUUAGUGCUGAUAUCAGCAUACUUUCAAUUUUUGGAACCAACACAGACACAUGUUGACGCUCUCGAAUCCGUACUGGACUCGGUAAGCGGCAACGUGUUAGUCUGCGCGGACGUGAACGCACGGUCUACGCUUUGGCACGACCGUCUCUCGGACGACCGCGGAGAGAUGGUCGUGGAACUCAUAGGUCGUAAAAACCUUACCGUAAAUAACCUAGCGGGCAGUGUGAAUACAUUUAUAAAUCGUGGGUCUGCGUGCUUGGACGUGACCCUUACGUCUUAUGGCGUGAAUGUGGCGGACUGGACCGCAGUCCACAAUUUGACGUCGAGCGAUCAUGCGAUCAUAAGCUUGCACAGAACUGUGCGCGCCUGA
This is a messenger RNA of Macrosiphum euphorbiae (potato aphid), 609 nucleotides long. The record is from the annotation of a GenBank genome assembly. Lineage: Eukaryota; Metazoa; Arthropoda; Insecta; Hemiptera; Aphididae.